UGCAUGAGCUGCUUGACUGGGAUAUCUCUAGGCACCAUCUGCUUGCACCUCUUAUAAUGACUUGCGAGAAGGUUUGAUGGGGAGAAAAGUAAUGAUGCAGAUGGCAACCGGCAAUCAGUUCUUGGGGAGCGGCAUCUUUUUGUUGUAUCAUAUCAUCAGCCCAAGUUUUGCAUCACCAACUCAGCAUGUUUUAAAAAGAAGUGAAGUGGCACCCAGCAAACCUAAAAUGAAACUAGAAGAUAUAUCAGAAGCUCUGUUAAAUUUCUUCAACCCAGUGACUUGUCGCCCUAAAGAAGAUCAAGCAUUAGUUGCAUGCCCUGCAGGAGAGAAUAUUAACAAGACGACAUGCCUGGAAAAUAAAUGCUGUCGUUCCUCCAAAGGGAGGAGUGCCCUGAGUUGCUACAUCCCACUCCAAGAUGUUCUUGUACCAACCCUCUACGAAGACCAAACAAAGAAGUGGAGGAAAUUGCGAAGAAGCAGAGAGAGAGGCGUAAAAACAUUGGUAGUUUUUUACUGAAUUUGCUUAAAGAAGAUGCGGAGGAUCACAAGAACAAGAAAAAAGGAAAACUACCUGCUGAUCUUUAACAGCAUGGACAAGAC
This is a messenger RNA of Alligator sinensis (Chinese alligator), 600 nucleotides long. It is a transcript of the gene FMR1NB, whose product is annotated as FMR1 neighbor. Lineage: Eukaryota; Metazoa; Chordata; Crocodylia; Alligatoridae. Bases 77 to 517 code for a protein of 146 amino acids. The transcript has 6 exons. The record is from RefSeq and is a predicted model, not a curated record.